Molecule: messenger RNA, 1962 nt
Organism: Penicillium coprophilum
Lineage: Eukaryota; Fungi; Ascomycota; Eurotiomycetes; Eurotiales; Aspergillaceae
Exons: 2
Coding region: 1-1962 (653 amino acids)
Biological process (GO): double-strand break repair; replication fork processing; resolution of meiotic recombination intermediates
Cellular component (GO): Holliday junction resolvase complex; nucleus
Molecular function (GO): nuclease activity; DNA binding
Source: RefSeq, a predicted model, not a curated record
AUGCCCGAAAUAAUAAACCUCCUAUCCUCCGAUCCCCCUACUCCACCAAAGCCACAAGCCCCCAAGCCGCAGCAGCCAGCUGAACUCCCGUCGCGACGUCCAUCCCACCAGCUCAAUCCAAUUUCGUCAGACCUGUUCGAUACAUCCUUGUUCGACUUUGAAGAUGUCUUCGACAAGCCGGCCAAGAAACGGCGAGUGAGCGACGAGGACACUUCUUCCCUGCGACAGAGUACCACGCCGAACGAACCACGAGCUCCAGCUUCUGCGGCGGAGCCGUGGUUCUCGAUCUCAGAUGAUGAUUUCGAUCUACCAUCAGUAAAGGCCGCGGGGCAAAACAAACCAGCCCAGCCGCGUGCCGAAGAGUCGGACCCAAUUGUAUUUACCUCUUCGGCUCCAGCUCCUUUGCCAAAGCCCCCACCGCGGAAAUCGCAGCUUUCAACCCGUGAUAUUAUUGCGCUUGAUGAUGAUGACAUAUUGACGGACCCCAUGCCUCCGCCCUCGAGUCUCAGAGGGCGUAGCGACAUUGAAGAAUUCAGCGAUCCGUUUACUUUGCCGGAAUUUUCUGACCUACUGAAAAAGCCAACUGCCUCGACUCCUAUUUUCUCUGAGUCGACUGCUCGUCUGUUAUCUCGCCUUGGCGAGGAACGACCUGCAGGCCCCAAAGCAAAGUCUGGUACUCGAAAGCAGAAAGGCACCAGCUCGAAAUCUACGGCUGCAGAAGUUCUCUCCGACGACGACAUUGAUGAACCAGUAGCACCCCGCAAGACAGCAAAGAAGACAAGCAAGCUUACAACCGCCGAAAAAGAAGCAAAGGCCAAAGCGCGCGAAGAGACAAAACUACAGCGAGAACGAGAACGUCAGCUCGAGAAAGAUCGCAAGCUGAAGCUCAAAGAAGAGAAAGCAAAAGAGAAACAGCGGGCUGCCGAUAUCGCAAGCGUCAACAAGCUGAAAGUGAAUAAAAAGGAUUCCACCCCAGAAAUGAUCAUCGACAUGGCCAUAUCCCUCGAAGACAGCAGCGUCGGAACCCAAACAAUCGAGUUCAUGAAACGACUUGGCGUCCAACAUACAUUCUUCCCAAGCGCAAUUCCCAACGUAGUCAAAUGGCGUCGCAAAAUGAACGCUACGUAUAACAGAACCCUACGCCACUGGGAACCCUGUCCAUCCUUCAUCCAAAAGGAAGACCACGUACUAUGUCUGUUACCCGCGCAACAGUUCAUCAACAUGUUAACCGCACCACCAGACGACUCUGACUCAGAGAGAGAAACCCUAGAGAUCCACGUCCUCCGAAUCAAAAGCGCCUACCCAGACUGCAAACCAAUAUACCUAAUCGAAGGCCUCACUGCUUUAAUGCGCAAAAAUACAAAUGCACGUAACAGAGCAUUCCAAGCUGAAGUCCUGCGCCAACUUGCCGAAACAACAGCACCAGCACCAGAGGAACAAAGUACGGUCCGUAGAGCACGGAAACCGAAGAAGACACCCGACACGACACCCCUCGUCGACGACGAGACUGUCGAAGACGCUCUGCUUGAACUGCAGGUCACCCACUCUUGUCUCAUCCACCAUACGACGACGCCAGCGGAUUCCGCUGAGUGGCUUAAAAAUUUCACCGAGCACAUCUCAACUGUCCCGUACCGUCGCGAACGACAGGAAACACACAACGCCGCUUUUUGUAUGGAUACGGGGCAGGUAAAGACCGGCGUCGAUAAAAAGGAUACUUUCAUCAAGAUGAUCCAGGAGGUCAAUCGUGUGACGGCUCCGAUGGCUUAUGGGAUUGCGGGACAGUAUCCCUGUGUUGUGGAUUUGACACGUGCGAUGCGGAUGCAUGGUGCUAUGAUGCUGGAGGAUAUCAAGAAAUCCGCGAACAAAAACGGCUCCUUGACGAAUGCGCGUAUCGGCCCUGCUGCUAGUAAGCGGCUGUACAAAGUGUUCACUGGACUUGAUCCGAGUUCAACGGACAUUUAG